This is a messenger RNA of Lactuca sativa (garden lettuce), 3389 nucleotides long. RefSeq names its product AP-1 complex subunit gamma-2. Gene Ontology annotation, cellular component: AP-1 adaptor complex; Golgi apparatus; membrane coat. Lineage: Eukaryota; Viridiplantae; Streptophyta; Magnoliopsida; Asterales; Asteraceae. The record is from RefSeq and is a predicted model, not a curated record. Gene Ontology annotation, biological process: vesicle-mediated transport; intracellular protein transport.
UUCAUUUUUCUUAAACUUUUCAAACCACAACAAAUACUCGCACAUCUUUAUCUUUUUCUCUCACCCUGAAAAUGGAAGAAUUUUGAUGCUCAGAUUCACCAUUAUCAUCUUCACAUCAUCGCGAAGAGAUCAAUCAAGUCUCAGAUCUUAAUUUCUCUUCACAGAUCACCGUAGUUGAUCUCCCCCAGAUCUCGACUGGAUUCUCAGCUUGUAUAAUAAUAGUUAUAUACGCAAUCGCUCUAUAUAUUUGUCUUCUGCUAUAAUCUGGAUCUGGUCGAGCUCUCUCGUGGCUUCCAAACGAACCCAGUCAUGAAUCCCUUCUCGUCUGGGACGCGUCUAAGGGACAUGAUUCGGGCAAUACGUGCCUGUAAAACUGCAGCAGAGGAACGUGCUGUUGUUAGAAAGGAGUGUGCUUCUAUUCGUGCAGCAGUUAGUGACAAUGACAAUGAUUAUAGACACCGUAAUUUGGCAAAGCUCAUGUUCAUUCACAUGUUAGGGUAUCCUACACAUUUUGGUCAAAUGGAAUGCCUCAAGUUAAUUGCAGCUCCUGGAUUUCCAGAGAAGAGAAUAGGAUAUCUAGGACUCAUGCUGCUUCUUGAUGAAAGACAAGAAGUUUUGAUGCUAGUAACCAAUUCACUAAAGCAAGAUCUUAAUCAUACCAACCAGUAUAUUGUAGGACUGGCUCUUUGUGCUUUGGGCAAUAUAAGUUCUGCUGAAAUGGCUCGUGAUCUUGCACCUGAAGUUGAAAGGCUGCUGCAAUUUCGAGAUCCAAAUGUUCGCAAGAAAGCAGCAUUAUGCUCUAUAAGGAUUAUAAAGAAAGUCCCUGACCUUGCAGAGAAUUUUGUAAACCCUGUUGCUUCCUUACUCAAAGAAAAGCAUCAUGGAGUUCUUUUAACUGCAAUCCAGCUUUGUGCAGAUUUGUGUAUAGUCAGUGAAGAGGCCCUUGAAUAUUUUAGGAAGAAAUGCACAGAGGGCAUAGUAAAAGUUCUGAAGGAUGCAGUGAACAGUCCAUAUGCUCCUGAAUAUGAUAUUUCUGGGAUUUCGGAUCCUUUUCUUCAAAUAAGAUUACUCCGUAUUUUACGGAUCUUGGGUCAUGGAGAUGCUGAUGCUAGUGAUUUCAUGAAUGAUGUCCUUGCUCAGGUGGCAACAAAGACAGAGUCAAACAAGAAUGCAGGGAAUGCUAUCCUUUAUGAAUGUGUAGAAACUAUUAUGAGCAUUGAAGAUAGUGGUGGCUUGCGUGUUCUUGCAAUCAAUAUUUUGGGGAGGUUCUUAUCAAACCGUGACAAUAAUAUCAGGUAUGUUGCAUUAAACAUGCUGAUGAAAGCAAUAUCAAUAGAUGGUCAAGCAGUGCAGAGACAUCGCGCAACAAUCUUGGAAUGUGUCAAGGAUUCAGAUGCUUCAAUUCGAAAAAGAGCCCUGGAACUUGUGUAUCUUCUGGUCAAUGAGAACAACGUAAAACCUUUGACCAAGGAGCUAAUUGAUUAUCUGGUAGUAAGUGACCAGGACUUCAAGGGAGAUCUUACUGCAAAAAUUUGCUCCAUUGUGGAAAAGCUCUCCCCAGAGAAAAUUUGGUACAUUGAUCAGAUGCUCAAGGUUCUUUGUGAGGCUGGAAAUUAUGUAAAGGAUGAAGUGUGGCAUGCUCUAAUUGUUGUGAUAACCAAUUCAUCUAACCUCCAUGGAUAUACAGUAAGGUCACUCUAUAGAGCAAUCCAAACAUCAUGUGAUCAGGAAGCUGUAGUCCGGGUAGCAGUAUGGUGCAUUGGAGAAUACGGUGAUUUAUUGGUAAACAAUGUUGGAAUGCUUGAUAUCGAGGAACCUAUAACUGUAACGGAGUCUGAUGCAAUUGAUGUUAUAGAAGCUGCUAUCAAGCAACACACAUCUGAUCUUACAACCAGGGCAAUGUGUUUGAUGGCUUUGUUAAAACUGUCUUCACGUUUCCCUUCUUCUUCACAGAGAAUAAAAGACAUUGUGAAUCAAUCUAAAGGAAGCCUUCUGCUUGAGCUGCAGCAGAGAUCAAUCGAAUUUGAUUCCAUAAUCGGAAAACAUCAGAAUUUAAGGUCUGCAUUGGUUGAAAGGAUGCCAGUUCUUGAUGAAGCAAGUUACAGUGGAAGAAGAGGAGGUUCAGGUGUUUCGACAUCAGGGAUUAAUAAUAUUCCGAAUGGGGUUGUUAAAAUAGUUGAUGCUCCUCUAGUAGACUUGCUGGAUCUUGGUGUAGAUGAACCUACACAUCCACAUCCACAUCCACAUCCACCACCUCCUAACUCUUCUUCAGGUGCCAAUUUUCUUCACGACCUUCUUGGUGUUGGUGCUGACAUCUCAUCUUCUUCGCCACAAUCAGGAGGUAGAAAUACAAUGCAUGGGCAUAAAAGUGGUACAGAUGUUCUGCUGGAUCUAUUGUCAAGCGGGUCACCACCUGCUCCUGCUCCUGCUCCUGCUCCUGCUACUCAAAAAAGCUCAUCUACAUCUGAUCUCUUAUCCUUGACCCAACUUAAUAAUAAUAAUAAUAAUAAUAAUAAUAAUAAUAAUAAUAACAAUAAUAAAGCCUCACCCUCACCUUUUAGUGCUUUGGAUACUCUUUCUUCGUCUCUACCUACACCUGGCGCUUCCCCUAUGAUGGAUCUAUUAGACGGAUUUGGUCCAAAUCCUACUACACCACCACCACCAACACCUAAAGAAGAGGAGAAUGGGCGGACAUAUCCACCAAUUGUUGCAUUUGAGAGUGGUGCAUUGAGCCUAACGUUCAACCUGUCUAAGCAACCCGGAAGUCCACAGAUAACCCUAAUUGAAGCAAAAUUCACAAACAAGUCUUCCCAGCUCUAUACAGACUUCGUCUUCCAGGCAGCAGUGCCCAAGUUCCUACAGCUGCAUUUAGAGCCUGCUAGCAGUAAUACUCUUCCUGGAAAUGCAAGUGGCUCUAUAACACAGAAAUUACGAGUCACCAACAAUCAGCAUGGCAAGAAAUCAGUUGUGAUGCGCAUACGAAUAAGCUACAAGUUGAACAACAAAGAUAUGUUGGAGGAAGGGCAAAUCAGUAACUUCCCUCGCGACUUGUGAACCAUCUCUCCCUCUUUCUCUCUUCCUACUUCUAGUGUUUAGUGCAAGUUUAAAGUUUUGGUUGGCUGAAAGUUGAAUCAAUUGUUGUUUCCCUUUUUUCGUAUAUUUUUGGGUGUAGCGUUUGGAAUAUUGAGUUAACAAGUUGAGCUGAGCGUCUUUUUUUUUUUUUUUUUUUUUUUUUUUUUUUGUAUAUUAUAUGAACAAAAAGAUGUUAUUGUAUUCAAUUGUGAGAACCAAAUUUUGCCAUCAUAGGCAUAGACACAAACUCAUCAACCUUAUUUUUUUUUUAUUUUUAUAAUUUAUUUCAGAUGUCAAACAAGUUUUAUUAUCUUCAA